Molecule: messenger RNA, 853 nt
Organism: Nicotiana tabacum (common tobacco)
Lineage: Eukaryota; Viridiplantae; Streptophyta; Magnoliopsida; Solanales; Solanaceae
Source: RefSeq, a predicted model, not a curated record
CUACCCGCACCCCCCCUCUUCUUCUUCCUCUCUUUCUCUCCUUUCUUCUCCAAAUCUCCUCCCAUGGCAGCCCCUCCCCCUCACACCCCUUCUCCCUUACGUCACACACAACACAUAUACGCGCACAUAUGCGAAGCAUACACACACAACUCGUCGAUCUCCUUCUCUUGUCCGCCAUGGUUGCGUCUUCAAGAUCUUGCCACUGCGUCCAUUGCUUUGCUUCUUCUUCCUCGUCACAUGCUGCCCGCCAUGGCUGCUCCUACAGCUCUUCAAAAUGAUCAAAAGAUUCCAUCACUGCUGUCCGCCAUGGUUGCGUCUCCAAGCUCUUCAAACGAGCACGAGAUCCCGUCGCAUUGCUGCCCGUUGUUUCUUCUUCUUCGCUCGUCGCUACUGCUGCUUCUCCUUCUUCAUCCGUCGAGUUGCUCCAGCCAUGGAUGCUGCCCGGUGCUACUAUUUCUCCUCCAUGUUUCACGUCGUUGCUGGCCUUCUCCGCUCUUCGUUGCUACUGUCUUCUUCUUCAGAUCAUCACCUGUUUGUUGCUUCUUCUUCUCCGACGUUGCUGCUGUGUUUCUCCAUUGUUGUGGCUGCUGCCCGUGUUGCUUCUUUGUCGUUGUCACUGUUACGACGCUGCUGCUGCUCUGUUUCUUCACGGCCAUGGCUGCUGCGGCGUUUCCUUCUUCGUCCUCUUCCAAACGACCAAACUACUUUCCAUUCGAGUUCUCGCUUCGAUUCGGUACACGACUGUAAUACUAGCUAUUGCAAGCUGAAAAAUGUGAAGCAUGAAUACAUGAAGUCAACCUUAUCCGGAUUGAGCGACCGUUGAGUGACCGUGCUAGAACCACGGAACUCGGGA